Nezara viridula (southern green stink bug) is the source of this 210-nucleotide messenger RNA. The record is from the annotation of a GenBank genome assembly. Lineage: Eukaryota; Metazoa; Arthropoda; Insecta; Hemiptera; Pentatomidae.
AUGGUUAGCGUAGCUUUUGCCGCAUUCCUGACAAACAUGAACCUUCUUGCUCGGCUCUGCCGCGUGCCUCCUCGCAGCGAAGUCGAAGGGGGUGGGAUUCGCCCCCCAACAUCCUCCUUGGAGGUGUGCGAACCUGCACGAAGGCCUCUCCAAGUUUCUUUGUUCUUCAAUAAUUACUCGUGGCAAUUCAUCACCUUCGUCAACAAUUGA